AGUUUUCCAAUCAUGAAAUUUUGGAUGAUAAUGGUAUCUUUGAGCUGUUCUGGAAAUACAAUGAAACCCACAUCACCUUCGAGGCCCAUGUUCAAACUCUGGGAUAUGUUGGAUUAGGACUAUCUGCCCAUGGUAAGAUGUUUCCAGCAGACGUGGUUGUAGGCUGGGUUAAAGAUGGCAAAACAUAUUUUACUGAUCGUCACACUAUUGGACAUUACGAACCCAUCAUUGACCAAUCUCAAGACUGGUUCCUUAUAUUUGGAAAAGAAGAAAAUGGUAAAACUAUAUUGAAGUUUGUAAGGAAGAUUCUGUUGUGUGACUCCGAAGAUAUCUCCAUUGAGGAUGGUACAACUAAAGUUAUUUAUGCCUGGAAUUCUGAAGAUCCUAUACAUGAAACUGGUUUAUCUUACCAUGGUACCAAUAGAGGUGCUAGAAAUCUUCUGUUACUGAGUCCUACACAGCAUAGACAUCUCCCUGCCGAUGCCAAACAUUUUGACUUUCUUAACAAACAGUUUCAUUUACCAGCACGUUUGACCUAUUACCAUUGUACAUCAUUUAAAUUACCAGAUAUUGGUGGUAAAAAUCACAUGGUGAUGUUUGAACCAAUUCUACAGAAAGGUAACGAAGGGGUAGUACACCAUAUAUUAGUUUACCAUUGUCCACCAUCGAAACAAUAUGCUGAUAAAUUUAUUAAUAUGGAAUAUGAGUGCUAUGAAGAUGCACCUCGCGAAUUAAAUGAAUGUCGAGCUAUUAUGUUGGCCUGGGCUGUUGGUGGCGGACCAUUCUAUUUCCCUGAUGAUGUUGGUAUGCCUAUAGGUGAAAGUACAGACAGUGGUGUAUUUGUACUAGAGACACAUUAUAAUAAUCCUACAUAUUUAUCAGAUGUUGUUGAUAGUUCUGGAUUAAGGAUGUACUUUACACCUACACUAAGAAAAUUUGAUGGCGAUAUAAUGCAGACCGGAGUUGCUGUAGACUCCUUGCAAAUGAUACCACCAGGUUAUGCCAGCUUCUUAUCUACUGGUUACUGUGGCGUUGAUUGUACUAACAGGGCUUUUAAAGAUCAUCCUGAGGGUGUCAAGGUAUUUGGUAUAUUUCCACACUCACACCUGUUGGGUGAAGCUGUUAGAUCACGUAUUAUCAGAAAUGGUGUAGAAACUGUUAUUGCAGAUGAUGAAAAUUAUGAUUUUGAUUAUCAAGAAUCACGUCUGUUGAGUAAGGAGGUCGUUAUCAAACCAGGUGACAUUAUAGAAACUGAAUGUAGAUAUAAAUCUGAUGAUAAAUCUACUGUUACACUCGGAGGUUUGUCAACCAAUGAAGAGAUGUGUUUAGUAUUUUUGAUGUACUAUCCACGUGUUGAUAUAGGACAGUGUUCGAGCUUACCUAUAUACGACAUGUAUCUGAAAAAUGGACCAAAUAAUGAAAACGUUCGUAAGAUGAUUAAAGAUCUUGGAACUAUGGACUGGACCAAUAAAACAAUCCAAGAUCAAUUUUCACAAUCCACUCAACAAUCACGUCACUAUUACACAUGUAUAGGCAAAGAAGGCUAUUCCUCGUAUCAGAGAACAGAGGGUGCUCCACCUACCAUAUCAAAGAAAUAUGUUCCCAAAGAUGUUUGUUCCGAGAAGGUCUUAAUUGGUUAAUCUCUGGAGAAUAAAGGAUGGAAUUGAUGUACAUGGAAACGGACUUUGAACUUAAACCUUGCAUUGUGUGAUCUACAACUGAACUAAACAACUGAAUUAAUUAAUUGUUAAUAACUGUUGAAGUUAAAAGAUGA
Molecule: messenger RNA, 1774 nt
Organism: Patella vulgata (common limpet)
Lineage: Eukaryota; Metazoa; Mollusca; Gastropoda; Patellidae
Product: DBH-like monooxygenase protein 1
Exons: 11
Coding region: 138-1640 (500 amino acids)
Biological process (GO): octopamine biosynthetic process; dopamine catabolic process; norepinephrine biosynthetic process
Cellular component (GO): secretory granule membrane
Molecular function (GO): dopamine beta-monooxygenase activity; copper ion binding
Source: RefSeq, a predicted model, not a curated record